Messenger RNA from Carassius auratus (goldfish), 3156 nucleotides. RefSeq names its product zinc finger protein 501-like. Gene Ontology annotation, biological process: regulation of transcription by RNA polymerase II. NCBI's taxonomy places the organism in Eukaryota, Metazoa, Chordata, Actinopteri, Cypriniformes, Cyprinidae. Bases 123 to 1088 code for a protein of 321 amino acids. Gene Ontology annotation, cellular component: transcription regulator complex; PcG protein complex; chromatin. The transcript has 2 exons. The record is from RefSeq and is a predicted model, not a curated record. Gene Ontology annotation, molecular function: RNA polymerase II cis-regulatory region sequence-specific DNA binding; DNA-binding transcription factor activity, RNA polymerase II-specific.
AUGAUGAUGAUUGUGCUGAGAAUAAUGGGGAUGAUGAUGGUGAUGAAGAUUUCAUUCCUCCAGAUGACAAGGGCUGUUCAUCUUCUGAUGAAGAAACAACUUUAAAAUCAAAAGAGCAGCUGAUGGUCAAAAGCUUUUCGUGUGUCACCUGUGGAAAAACACUGAGUUCAGAGGGUAAUUUAGCAAGACACGAGAGAAAACACACAGAACAGAAAGACUUCAGCUGUAGGAGAUGCAAAAUCAGCUUUGCUACCACAGAAGAGAGGAGAAUUCAUUCAAAAGAGCACAGCGGGAAGAAGGAGUACAACUGUGAAGUGUGUGGGGAGAUUUUUUUCAUUCGUUCUAGUCUAAAACUUCACUUAAAGACUCACGGUGAAAAGUCUUUACAAUGCAAUGAAUGUGACAAGUAUUUCAGCACCAAAGGAAGUCUUGUUGUUCAUAAGCGAAUCCACACGGGAGAAAGACCAUACAAGUGUCCGCACUGUGAGAAGAGCUUCAUAAAUGGAUCUCAAGUGAAGAGACAUGUGCGUGUUCACACUAAUGAGAGACCGUAUCAGUGCAGUGAAUGUGGGAAAACCUUCAGAACCUCAGACUGUCUAAAGUCACACCAAAAUAUACACUCUGAUGAGAAACCAGGUGAGAAACCGUUUCAGUGCAAACACUGCGACAAACGAUUCCGUAAACGAUGUUAUCUGAACUAUCAUGAUAGGAUUCACACUGGAGAGAAACCGUAUCUGUGCUCCCACUGCGGGAAAGCUUUUGCUAAUCCGGAAUGUUUUUUAUCUCAUAAGAGAAUCCACACCGGAGAAAAACCAUAUCACUGCAGCAUUUGUGGAAAGAGUUUCAGUAGAGUUAGUACUUUAAAAAACCACAAGAGGACUCAUACUGGAGAAAGACCGUUCAAAUGCUCACAGUGUGAAAAGACGUUUGCUCGAUCAGACAUCCUUAAGGUCCAUCAGCGAGUUCAUACAGGAGAUAAACCUUACUCCUGCUCCAUCUGCGGCGAGAGAUUCGCUUAUUUAGGUAGUUUUCAGACCCACCAGAACAAACACGCUAAAGAACAAACUGCUCCAGAAUCAUCAGAGUGACUUUCAUCAGUCAGCUUAUAAAGUGCUGUGAAAGAGUUUUUACCCCCUGUCCUAACCUACCUUCCCAUAUGCGAAAAAUGAAUUGCCCAGCCCUGUUAAAUCAUGAAAGGAAUGUGAUUAAUCACAUUAUUUUAGAAAGCUGAGUUAAUUUCAAUAGCCACACCCUGAUUACUGCCAGACCUGUUGAACCAAAGAAACCACUUAAAUAGACCGUCUGAUGAAGUGAAGGGUGCUUAAAGAACAACACAUCAUGUCACCAUAUAAAGAAAUUCAAGAACAGAUAAGAAAUAAAAAAGUUAAGUUUUUGGAACUUUUUAGUAGGUGAGUGCCACUUUAGAUCUGGCGUAAAACCAACACAGUAUUUCAUAAAAAGAACAGCGUAGCAACAGUCAAACAUGGAGGUGGUAGUGUGAUGGUCUGGGGCUGCUUUGCAGCUUCAGGACCUGGAUGACUUGGCAUUUUUUGAUGGAAGCAUUAAUUCUGCGCUCUAUCAGAAAAUCAGUUUGUGACCUCAAGCGCACUUGGGUUAUGCAGCAAGACAAUGAUCCCAAACACACCCGCAGGUCCACUUCUGAAUGGCUCAAGGAAAACAAAAAAAAGUUUUGAAGUGGCCAAGACAAAGUCUGGACUUAAAUCUGAUUGGGAUGCAGUGGCUUGACCUUAAAAACAUUACAUUCAUGCUCAAAAACCCUCCAAUGUGGCUGAAUUACAAUAAUCCUGCAAAGAAGAGUGGUAUGAAAUUCCUCCACAGCGAUGUUUAAGACUCAUUGCCAGCUAUCACAAACUCUUGAAUGCAGUUGCUGCAAAGGGUGGCACCGCCAGUUAUUAGCUUUUAGGGGGCAAUUACUUUUUCACAUAGGGCUAGGCUGAUUUGGACAGCUUUUUCCCUUAAUGAAAGCAUUAUGUGUUUACUUGGGCUACCUUUGUGUGAUAUUAAAAUUAGUUUGAUGAUCUGAAUCAUUCAAGUGUGAAAAAUAUGAAGAAAAAAAACAGAAAGAGGUCAAAAACUUUUUAUGCUGCCAUGUAAUGUAAGAUAUUUACUGGAUAGAAAUGAAAAAAACAUUGUGUGGCAAGUACUUUAACUUCACUGUAAUGUCAAAUAAAAUUAAAGUGUAUGUGUAUUUUGGGUAUUAACCUUGUGAAAAAAUGAUUUUAUGUUCCUGAACGAAUCAUCCUUUUUGAGCAAAUCAAAAAGCUCAAGGUUUAGUCAUUUUUUGAAAGGAUGAAGAAGUCCACAGUUACCGGUUCACUGAUCUGAGCAUGCACUGCUAAUAGCAUCAUGCUGAGGUGAAUUAUGAGUCAAUGAUGGAAUAAUAAUGGAUUACAUCAGUGGUUCCCAAUCAUGGUCCUGGAGAACUCCCAACACUGCACAUUUUUGGUGUCUCUCUUAUCUCACACACAUUUGAGGUCUUGGAGUCUUCGCUGAUGAGUUGAAUCAGGUGUGUUUGAAUAGGGAGACAUGUAACUUUGUAACUGUGGACUUUUUUAUGCUGUCAAAGAAUGACUAAGCCUUGAGCCAAUAGUCUUUGAGUCUGAAAUGUGAUGGAGAAUGUGAUUUGUUGAAUGUAUAGAACAAAAAUAUGCCCGACUGCUGGACACAAACAAAACCAAAACACAAAAUAAAAACCCAGGCCUGGUCCUGUCUCGUCCUUCACUGUCGUCGCUCCUCCCUUCAUCCUUCUGGAGCUCCUCUGUGGGACUCUAGACCAGUGAGUGGCGCAGGUGUCACUCAUUUCCAAUUACUCCACCAUGCCUUGAUCCUUUCCCUCGGCUCUCGGCCCCACCCCACUUUCACAUACCCCCAUCGCCCCUCACAGGCCGGGGGGUACUCCUGAGACUUGGGGUAAGUGAUUAAUGACUAUCUUUUAAAUUUGGGGUGGAGUAUCCCUUUAAGACAUAACACAGAAGACAUUCUUUUGCCACCGUCUGGUGUAUUUAUGUAAUAUGCAGAAAUGGUCACUGAACCAAUCAGAACGAAUAAUUUUGGUGAACAAACUAAAAGUGAACAAAUCCCUUGAAUGAAUAAAGAUUUCCACCACUAAUGUGAACACAAAAACGUUCACCACUU